AUGGACCGUGUAGCAUCUUUGAAUUAGCAAAUUACCUAAAAUUUAUGCAAUGACUCCCGCAAAGUUACUAUAGAGUAUUUAGAUAACAAGACCGUUGGUGUGAUAUAUUUUAAUUCUCCUAAAGAUUUGAACUGUCUUUCUCUUUAGUUAGAAACAGAAUUAUCAUAAAGCAUUACUGAGUUAAACAACUCAUAAGAUGUUAAAGUUAUUGUCAUUUUAUCCAAAUUUCCUAAGGCUUUCUGUGCAGGUGCUGAUAUUACUAGAUUCACCAAGUUAUCUGUUUAAACAGAAAUGAUUUCUAAUACUUUCUAAGUAUAUGAUAAUGUUCUUUUCAAGACAACUAAACCUAUUAUUGCAGGUGUUAAUGGAUUCUGCUUAGGAGGUGGAUUUGAAAUAGCUUUAUCAGCAGACGUAAUUUUCUGCUCUGAUGAUGCCAAGUUUGGAUUCCCAGAAAUUAAAUUAGGUUUAAUUCCAGGCAUAGGAGGUACAUAGCGUUUCUCUAAGAUUGUUGGCAAAGUAAGAGCUAACUAGUAUAUCUUAAGUGGUCAAUUCUUUGAUGCUUAAAAGGCUAAGGAUAUGAAUGUUGUAGCUGAUGUUUAUCCCAAAGAAAAGUUGCACGAAGAAGUAUUAAAAUAUGCAAGAGAAGUCGCUUAGUGGUCUAUGUACACUCUAAUGACUGCUAAAAAAUCUGUUAACAAAUCUGAAGAUUUAGGAAUCACAGAAGGUAUUAGCUACGAAAGAACUCUAUUUUCUAGUUUAUUCAAUCUUCCAGGAUCAAAAGAAGGUGUUGAUGCCUUCAUUAAUAAGAGAAAACCCAAUUUCAACAAAAUUUGA
This is a messenger RNA of Tetrahymena thermophila SB210, 834 nucleotides long. Its product is annotated as enoyl-CoA hydratase/isomerase. The transcript has 2 exons. Gene Ontology annotation, cellular component: mitochondrion. Gene Ontology annotation, biological process: fatty acid beta-oxidation. Lineage: Eukaryota; Ciliophora; Oligohymenophorea; Hymenostomatida; Tetrahymenidae. Gene Ontology annotation, molecular function: enoyl-CoA hydratase activity. The record is from RefSeq and is a predicted model, not a curated record.